CCUAACGGGGACAGUGCACAGUGGGGGAGGGUGAGUGGAGCUCAGAGCAUCCCUGCUCUCUUAAGAGACUUCCCAACCAUUCCCUCGGCUUUCGCCUCCCUGCAAGAAGAGCCUCGGACCCAGGCCAGGAGGGAGAAGUAAGGAGCCAUGGCCGCUCGGCUUGCUAUUCUACUCCUCCUAGGGCUUUGGCUGGACCCAGAGAUGGAGGCAGAGGCAGCCACAUAUAUAGACACAACCCCUCGCCUCUGGAUAGAGUCUGAAUCUCCAUCCGCACCCUGGGCCAACGUGACCCUCAAGUGCCUGGCGACUAACACUCUGGCGAUGAAAUUCGAGCUGUUGAAAGAUGGGGAAGUCUUCUCUUCUCUUUCUGCCCUUGGAACCUCUGCCAGGUUCCCACUGGGGCCAGUGACAGCUGAUAACAAGGGUAUUUACCGGUGCCGGACCCUAGGGGCAGAGAACCACUGGGGUCUGAGUGCCUCGGUGGAGGUGACAGGGACAGAGCCCCUCCCAGCACCCUCCCUCCGAGCUGAGCCCGGGCCUUGGAUCCUCCAUGGCCUGGAGACCAAGCUGCACUGCCAGGGCAAGCUUCUGGGCAUGACCUUUGAACUACACCAGGAAGGAAACCAGGAACCUGUGGUCAGCUCCCACACCCCAGAGACAGAAGCCACCUUCAUCAUUAGGAACCCUGGGAACUACACCUGCCGGUACCGACCACCCACAACGGCCCCUGGGGUGAAGUCAGCACCCAGCGAGACCAUAAAUGUGGUGAUACCAGACUCCCUCCCAAAGCCCUCUUUCAAAUCUCAGACCAACCUGGUCAUCGGGUCUGGUGGCUCCGUCACCUUCCGGUGUAGUGCAAUGUUCUCAGGGCUGGAGUUCAAGCUGUUUAAAGAUGGACAUAAGGUGUUUGUCCCUUUGAUGUCUUCAACGGACCCCCAGCGGACUGACUUCCACCUGAUGGAUCUGGAACCCAGGGCUGCUGGCAGAUACAGCUGCCGGUACCGGUUUGGGAAUGGGCCACUGAUCUGGUCAGAAGACAGCGAGUCCCUGGAGCUUGUCCUGACCACAGGAACAUUGCCCAAACCGUCCCUCUCAGUGCAGCCCCAGGAUGCCAUGAUUUCUCAAGGGACCAAUGUGACAUUCCAAUGCCAGGGGUCCCACCCCAAUAUGAGGUUUGCCCUGCUGAAAAAAGGCUCCAGUGAACCCGUGCAGGUUUUGAGCACCACUGGAUCCCACGCUGACUUUGUCCUCUCUGACAUCAUGGCUUAUGAUUCCGGCAAUUACAGCUGUGUUUACUUUGAGACGGUCGCCCCGUUCGCCGGGUCCCCAAUGAGCGAGGAUGUGGAGGUUCAAGUUGACGGCCUCCUCCCCAAGCCCACGCUGCACCCCUUGAGCCCCGUGGUGACCCCCGGGAAGGACGCAGCCCUGCGCUGCUCGGCACGGGUCCCUGGUUCCAGGUUUCAGCUCUUCAGGGACGGAGAAAGCACAGAGCUGAAAGUGCACCCCCGGUACGUCAAUGACUACACCGUUGACUUCCUGUUGAGGAAUUCCAGGCCCCAGGAUGGGGGCCGGUACAGGUGCCGCUACCUCACGUGGACAAAGCCCAUCUUGACUUCAGAGAUCAGUGACACUGCAGAGAUUUCAGUGACAGGAAAAAUCCUAUAAAAACUAGAGCCAUAUGGACAAGUGAAAUAUUGUCACUGGAUUGUCACUGGAACCCGUGGUCCCCAGAGAACUCAGCCUCUGAAGCAGAACGACAAAAUUAAGAUUAUUAUCGCACCCACAGAAAUCAACCUUGGAUCGUGAAAAUAAAUACAUUUGCUGUUUA
Molecule: messenger RNA, 1828 nt
Organism: Trichosurus vulpecula (common brushtail)
Lineage: Eukaryota; Metazoa; Chordata; Mammalia; Diprotodontia; Phalangeridae
Product: venom metalloproteinase inhibitor DM43-like
Exons: 8
Coding region: 148-1665 (505 amino acids)
Source: RefSeq, a predicted model, not a curated record